This is a messenger RNA of Pocillopora meandrina, 2682 nucleotides long. Lineage: Eukaryota; Metazoa; Cnidaria; Anthozoa; Scleractinia; Pocilloporidae. The record is from the annotation of a GenBank genome assembly.
ACCCUGAAAAAUCCAGAAAGAUAAUUACAAUUUGAGUUGGCGGCAAUAGGAUUGUAAUGGUUCUGAUUGGAUAUUCCAUAAUACCGCGGAAAUUCACACCUUAUGAUUGGCUCUGACUGAAUCACAUGCUUCCUCGGCAGAGAUGAGUUCCACGUGCUUUUGCUGAAAAAUUCGAAGGAAAGCGUCUAUAGUUGUGAUCUUCAGGAGUUUUCUCCAACAAUGGCAGACGAGAAACCAGCCUCAGGUAAGUCUAUCGAAAGCUAAUAAUCUAGGGUUGAUAUAAGUCAAAAAAUACUGAGCGAUUGACUCCUGAAGUUUUUAUUUUUUCGAUUUAGUGGAUGUCAUGGCUUCUAAAUUUGCUUGUAUCCACCAUGCGUAUCGAAGAAGAUGUAAUCGCCUGGCCACGAGUGUUACUUUACAAGUUUAAACCAAUUUUUUUUGUAGUCGACUCGUGCCAUUUUUAUAACGCAAAUGGAAAAUAUUUUUGCGAGGAUUGUGACUAUUGUACAAAACUGCUGUACUGCACAAACAGCUGCUAACACCAUGUGCUACCUCGCUAUCAGAAUGUUAAGAAGUUAACUUUUUUGGGGGGGGUUGAUUCGCCUUUUUUUUGCGCCCAGCGAUGAAAUUAGAUGCCAGAUUUUCAGACUGUACUGAGAUGCACUGUUUUUUAGCGUAAAAUUGCAUUGUCGGACGAAAUGGCAAGCGUACAUAAAUUUUGGUUUGAUUAGUUAUGUCUGUGAUGUGCAGAUUGUGCAAUCACCAAUUGAAGCUGAGACAGGUCACGUUCGCUUGCCCCAAACCAAAACUCCUUUUGCCCGCUGUGUGCUUAUUUGCACAACAUUUGAAGUGUUUCUAUUAUGUUUUAUUUUUAUACGUGAUCUCGAUAAAUUAGUCCUGAAAGAGUUCAAAUCAUGUAUUGUCAACACAGUCACCCCUUUUCAAAUCUUUGCCAACUAAUGAACAUCGUGUUAAUCCAUGUGGUAAUGAAAAAUAAUAUUUUCAUUUCAUUGCCAGGGAUGUGUUCAUAUUCUACAGGAUAAAUCAUGAGACUGCAACCUUUUCAUUCAGGCCAGGUCUACAAUCUACACCAAUCUGAAUCAAUUGUCCACCCAAAAUUAGAGCUAUUCAAAAACUCUCAUUACAGAGGAGAAAGUUGAGAAUGUUGGCAGUAUGUUUCAAAGUGAACUAAUUGCAUUUUGGAAGUGGAGCUUUUCAGAAGCAAUGAUACCACUGCAUGUUGUUUCUAUUAUUUUUCUUAAGCAAGUUAUGGGGUCCUUUUUAUGCUAAUGCCCAAUGAUGCAUUCGAGCAUUUUUACAGCACAUAGUUGUUGUAGUGCAGCUAUUAGUUGUAUAUAUCUUUGUUUUUUAAAAGCUACUUUGUAAAUUUAAAAUACUAAAAGUUGUUUUUUGGUAACCUUUGUAGAAAUCAAGAUUGGAAAAGAGCUGAACCAAGGUAAAACCAAGAUCAUCUAUGAAUUACCAGACUCGCCAGAUGGUAAUCAUGUGCUACUGAAAUCAAAGGACAAAAUCACGGCAUUCGAUAGCACAAGAAAAAACGACUUAGCUGGCAAGGCAAAAUUCAGCACUGUCACUACAUCUGCUAUCUUUGAGCUGCUUAGCACCUGUGGCAUCAAGACCCAUUAUGUGAAGAAGCACAAUGAUGAAGCCUUCAUUGGGAUUAACUGUGAUAUGAUCCCACUUGAAGUGGUGACUCGCCGUAUUGCCACAGGUUCUUUCCUGAAGAGGUACCCUGGGGUCAAGGAAGGAUACAGAUUUGCUCCUGUCAAGUUGGAAAUGUUUUUUAAAGAUGACGCUCAGCACGAUCCAUUUUGGACAUAUGAGGAGUGCGUGGAGGCAGAACUCACUGCAGGUGGAAGGAAGAUUGGCAAACAUGAGCUGAAUGUGAUGGGUGAAACAGCUGUCACUGUCUUUGAAAUCAUUGAAAGAGCCUGGGCAACUGUAGAUGUAGCUCUAGUUGACAUGAAGAUUGAGUUUGGGAUCGAUCGCAAGACAGGUGAUCUUCUUCUUGCUGAUGUCAUAGACAAUGACUCCUGGAGGAUUUGGCCAUCUGGUGACAAGCGUCUUAUGCGAGACAAGCAAGUGUACAGAAAUCUACCUGAGGUGACACCAGAAGCACUGGAACAGGUAAAAAAGAAUUACCAAUGGGUUGCGGGUGAAGUGCAGAAACUUAACCAACAUCAUCCAGGGCAUGCUGUCAUUUUCAUGGGCUCCCCAAGUGAUGUGGACCAUUGUAAGAAGAUCGAGUCAUCGCUAAAGGAAUUUGGCAUUCCCACUGAUCUUCGCAUCUGCUCUGCACACAAGGGUACUGAAGAUGCCCUGCAAGUCCUGCAGUGGUAUGAAGGUCAGGGCAUCCCAGUUGUCAUCAUUGCAGUUGCUGGACGUAGUAAUGGCCUUGGACCGGUUUUGUCCGGCAAUUCAGCAUUCCCAGUGAUCAACUGUCCACCACCAUCGUCCCAGUGGGGUGCACAGGACAUCUGGUCUUCUCUACGCCUGCCCUCUGGUUUGGGUUGUACCACUGCUCUCAAUCCUGAUGGUGCAGCAUUGGCCACUGCGCAGAUCUUGGGCCUCAGUGAUCAUGUAGUCUGGGGAAUUGUUAAGGGCAAGCAGCUGAACACAGCUGUGGGUCUUGCUGUGGCUGAUAAAAAGUUGCAUCAAUAG